AGCGUGGAACCGGAAGAAGCGGGUUCGAAUGAACAGGUGCACUGAGGAGCUCCACUCAUUCUGAUCGCGUUCACUGGAGAAUGUUUGCGUGUGCGCAGAUGUGCACUCGGAUCUUGACUUGUGGGCUUUAUGUGCACUGCGCGCGCACGAUGAAGAAGAGGAUGAAGAGCGCUGCUCCGCUCGCGCUGUGAUCUGAACACCGGCUUGUGCGUGCGUGCGCGCGCGCCAGGACGUUCUCGGAGACUCGAACCAGCAUGACGCGCUUCCGGCAGCGGCUCCGGGCUGCGAUGCUUCUCCUGGGAUUUCUGCACGGCGUGACAGCCUCCAGAUGUGUGGGCCACGCCUGCAGCCCUCCUCUGGGCAACUUGGCCAGUGGCAGGACUCUUCACACACAGUCAUCCUGCUGCUCCAACAGCUCGCUGAUGACGGACGAUCCUUUUCUCCACCCGGACACGUGGUGGGAGUCGGGGGCCACAGCAGCUGGCGAGGACGAGGUCCGUCUGGACUUGGAAGACCGGUUCUACCUGACCCAUGUGAUUAUGGUGUUCCGCUCGCCGCGUCCUGCUGCCAUGAGCCUGGAGCGCUCGCAGGACUUUGGUCGCACCUGGGAUGCACUGAAGGUGUUUGCUGAGAACUGCAGCUCUGCCUUUGGGCUCCCUGACGAUGUUAGCCAGCAGGAGGCGCUCUGCACGUCCAGAUACUCCAGCGCUGUGCCAUGUUCUGGGGGAGAGGUGAUUUUCCGAUCCAUGGCUCAGGGCAGAGAGAUGGACAACCCCUAUAGUCCUGAAGCCCUGUCCGUACUGACCCUCACGAACCUGCGAAUCCGCCUCCUGAAACCCCAUCACUGUCCUGCUCCCCCUCUCACCUCCUCUAGGGGGCAGCGCAGUGUUCCACAACAAGUGCCCAGCCUCCGAUUCUUACACAAAGUUCCCAGAAAGUCAUCUUGUAACUCCACACGCUCUGAUUCUGCUCCUUAUGCCAUCUUCUCGCUCCUGGUCCGAGGGACGUGCCUGUGUCAUGGACAUGCAGAGCAAUGCCUUCCUCCUGGAGGACAAGUCAGCCUGCAAAGCAGCAGUGUGCAGGUGCAAGGCAGGUGUGUUUGCACCCACCACACAGCUGGCGUUCACUGUGAGAAAUGUGCUCCUCUCUACAACGAUCAUCCCUGGAGAGCAGCCAACGGCAGCAGUGGAGAACCGAACCCCUGUCGGAAGUGUGAAUGUCACGGCCAUGCGCAGAGCUGUCACUUCUCCCAGCGAGUGUGGAGCGCCACAGGUGGCACCAGCGGAGGUGUUUGUGAUGACUGCCAGCACGACACAGCGGGCCGGAGGUGCCAACGCUGCCGCCCAGGAUACCGACGCCACCCGGCUCGACCCUUCGACUCGCCUCAAGCCUGUACACGCUGCUGGUGCGACCCAGUCGGCUCGGUGACAGUCGGGAGCAACAGCGAGGCAGCCUGGUGUCACCCCAGGAGCGGGCAGUGCCCCUGUAAGCCUGGUGUCGGAGGGACGAGCUGUAGUCACUGUUUGCCUGGACACUGGGGCUUUGGACUCGAGGGCUGCAGACCCUGCGCAUGUCCUCUGACCUGUGACCCCGUUACAGGUAACUGCUUUGAAAGCAAAACCAGUGGAGAGUUUUACAACAUUCCCCUCGGAGGUAAAAUUCCUGAUCUCGCUCACUUCCAUCCCCAUGAGGAGAACAAGUCGUGGUCCAACGAGCUCACUCUCUCUGCGCUGUACUACACAGGGAAAUGCACCUGCAAAGAAAGAAAGGUGAAGAGUGUAUCGGAUUUGUGCAGGAUGAAACAUUCAUAUGUGAUCAAAGCCAGCGUGCUGUCAGCUCACGAUAAAGGCACGCAUGCGGUGGUGCAGGUGAAGGUGAGGAAAGUGCUGCGCUCAGGUGUCGUGCUGCUUUCUCAGGGCACACACAGCCUGUACCCGCUGUCCUGGACCAGCCGCGGCUGCACCUGCCCCGUCCUCAACCCAGGAGCAGAGUACCUUCUGGCGGGUUCAGAGGAGGCAGAAUCGGGCCGUUUGUUGGUCACCAUGCAGAGUCUGGUGGCGCCGUGGACAAAUACACUCGGCUUUCUCGUCUCCGAGGCGCUGCGGCGGGGCUGCUUGUGAUUAAAAACUUGAAGAGCACAGAUACAUAUGUACACUGACACUGAAAACGAAUACAUGUCAAACUCCCAAACGCAGCUGGUUUCUUCAACCAUGAGAUGUUAACAGAACUACGGAGAAACGCAACUGGACCUACAGUAUCUCCUUCACUGAACAAGGUCAGAGGACGUGGAGUCAUUCUGCACCUUGAUACAAAGUUCAUCCUGGCUGUUUUUAUUGUUUCCACAAAGUACUGCAUUAGUUCUCAGACCAGUUAUAGGAAGCCUCGAAAAGACAAAGACCUGUCAACUUGUCGCAUUGAAAUAACUGCCCGUUAUGUUCUUGUAUAUAAUAUUCGAUUUUUUUAACCAGUUGUUUGAGUUUCGUUGGUCAAUGUUAAUCUAUUUUUUGUAAACUUUUAAUAAAAAAAUAAGUAUGAAACUCCUGCGUCACAGGGGAUGGAAUAUCACAUCAAGUCCAACGUUACACCUUAUCAUAUCCGGUUGUGGUCAGAAGUUAACGUUCGAGGAUACUUCAAAAAGUUCUCGGCCUCACCCAGAAAAC
This is a messenger RNA of Neoarius graeffei (lesser salmon catfish), 2660 nucleotides long. Its product is annotated as netrin-4. Lineage: Eukaryota; Metazoa; Chordata; Actinopteri; Siluriformes; Ariidae. Bases 255 to 2120 code for a protein of 621 amino acids. The record is from RefSeq and is a predicted model, not a curated record. Gene Ontology annotation, biological process: cell migration; basement membrane assembly; substrate adhesion-dependent cell spreading. Gene Ontology annotation, cellular component: laminin trimer. Gene Ontology annotation, molecular function: protein binding. The transcript is spliced from 10 exons.